Molecule: messenger RNA, 1249 nt
Organism: Telopea speciosissima
Lineage: Eukaryota; Viridiplantae; Streptophyta; Magnoliopsida; Proteales; Proteaceae
Product: glycine-rich RNA-binding protein 3, mitochondrial-like
Exons: 6
Coding region: 79-1239 (386 amino acids)
Biological process (GO): regulation of gene expression
Cellular component (GO): nucleoplasm
Molecular function (GO): RNA binding
Source: RefSeq, a predicted model, not a curated record
ACUUGGAGUCUCACACCUCCGUCGCCGUAAAACGCCCUUUUUCUGAUCUGCGGCACUGCCCUUUGACUGGCCAAAUCGAUGGCCACAGACUUGAAGGCUAUGGAUGCUUCCCUCGACGAUGAAAUUAACGAAGUUAAAACUUCUGAGCACACUGAAGACAACAAGUCUCAACCUCAUACAGGAAAAGCCAGUCCUGGGAAGAUUUUCAUUGGAGGUUUAGCAAAGGAGACAACUCCUGAACAAUUCACCACGCAUUUUGGUAAGUAUGGUGAAAUUACGGAUUCUGUCGUGAUGAAAGAUCGGAGAACAGGGCAACCUCGUGGGUUUGGAUUUGUAACUUACGCAAAUCCUUCAGUGGUAGAUGAAGUCAUUCAAGAGACUCAUAUUAUCAACGGGAAACAAGUUGAAAUCAAGCGGACCAUACCAAAAGGAGCCAUCGACCCUAAGGAUUCUAGGACGAAGAAGAUCUUUGUUGGUGGAAUUCCUACAACUGUGACAGAAGAUGAGUUUAAGGACUUCUUUGCAAAGUUUGGAGAGGUGAAGGAGCACCAGAUCAUGCGGGACCAUGCCACCAGCCGUUCUCGUGGCUUUGGAUUUAUUACUUUUGACACUGAACAAGCUGUUGAUGAUCUCUUGGCUGAGGGGAAUAAGCUUGACCUAGCUGGAGCUCAGGUGGAAAUCAAGAAGGCUGAACCAAAGAAAGCCUCAAACCUGCCUCCAUCACUACCCAAGCGUUUUAAUGAUCCUAGGCCCACUUUUGGUGGUGGUUUUGGGGAUGAUUAUGGUGGCUUUGGUGUUGGCACUGGUGGCUUUGGUGCUAGUUCUUAUAGGUCAGGAAGGGGUUAUGGGGGUAGACCUGGUGCAUUUGGUGGAUAUAGUGGGUCUGAGUUUGGUGGUGGGUAUGGAGGAUAUGGUGGUAGUGGCUUAGGGUCUUAUAGGGGAGAUCCCUCCCUAGGAUACUCUGGCCGCUAUGGUGGAGGCUUUGGUAGAGAUUAUGAUUUAGUAGGUGGUUAUGGUGGUGCAACUGAUGGGUAUGGACGAUAUGGAAGUGCCAGUGGUGGUUAUGGUAGUGCAGCUGAUAGUUAUGGACGAUAUGGAAGUGCCAGUGGUGGCUAUGGCAGUGCUUAUGAUGCCAGCCUUGAUGGUGGUUAUGGAGGUAGUGGUGGAGGCUCAUUGUAUGGGAAUAGAGGGACUUAUGGAGGUAGUGGGAGUGGCAGAUACAAUCCUUAUGCAAGGUAGCUGAGGACCA